AGUGUAAUGUUACCGGCCUUAACGUGUCAAUAGAACUAAAUAAUAUCAACAAACAAAAUGGCCGACAUAAAAGCCCUAGAACAUCCGACGUUAAAGGUUCCAUAUGAGCUGCUCAACAAAAAGUUCCGUUUAGCUCAAAAGACAAUAGAUAGAGAGGUGACCAAGGUGCAGUCUGUUGGAAAUGAGAUAAGAAAUUGUCUGAAAUCCCCAAACAUCACAAUUGGGGAGGUAACCCAAGCACUGGACAACAUGGUUGAAAAAUUGCAACUUUUAAAGAGAAAGGCUGAUGAAAGUAUCAACGAAGAGCUUGAAACAGCAAGGAUGAUCAAGAGAAGAGUGGACCAUUUGAAAGAAGCAGAGCACCUUCAUGAGCACACUCGUCCAUUAUGGCAGAAGAAGCGACUGGACAGAAUGUUGGUUGAGUACUUCCUAAGAGCUGGGUAUUAUAACACGGCAUUGAAACUCGCCCAGCAUUCGGAUAUUGAGUGUCUCACGAAUAUUGAUUUAUUCAUGUCCUCGAAGGCCAUUGAAGAGUCCUUGAUUAAUCAUGAGACGGCCCCCUGUCUGGCCUGGUGCUAUGAGAACAAGUCAAAACUUAGGAGGCUUAAGAGUACAUUGGAGUUCAAACUGCGUCAACAAGAGUUUAUUGAGAUGAUAAGAAGCAACGGUCGUUUAGAAGCAAUCAGACACGCUAGGAAGCACUUCAGUCAGCAGUUGGAGCCCGAGCAGUUGGAGCAGACCCAGAGAGUGAUGGGCCUCCUACUGUACACACCUGACACCAGUAUACCUCAUCUACAGGAGUUGAUGGACGGGGAGAGGUGGCACCGGCUGGUAGAGCAGUUCCGACUGGAGAACUUCAAGCUGCACCAGCUCAACAACUCCUCAGUGUUCACUGUCACCCUCCAGGCAGGGCUCUCGGCUCUCAAGACACCCUUCUGCUAUAAGUCCAAUGGUGCUGGCAAGAACGCGCAGUGCCCGGUAUGUAGCAAGAACCUCAACCGACUGGGCCAGCAUCUACCGUUCGCCCACUGUGCCAACUCCAAGCUGAUCUGUCACAUCUCUGGACAGCCUCUCAACGAGCACAACCCACCUAUGAUGAUGCCCAACGGCUAUGUGUAUGGUUGUAAUGCUCUAGAAGAGAUGGCUGCCAAGAAUGAAGGCAAGGUCACAUGUCCACGCAGCCGGGAGACCCACCACAUCGAAAAGUGUGAAAAAGUCUACGUCAUGUAACACGGAAAUAUGCCACCCAAGGCUGCAGAGGGCCAAUGGCGCAUGGAGCUGAUUUACAUGAUUUUUCCAAAACAAGGUUAAUAGGAACGAAAACUCUCUCAGAUGGUUGAUACUGGUGAUCUUAAAUAACAAUAUUGUUUCAGCAACGAAAGUCCAAUAGGCAAAUUACAAGUUUUGACUUGAAUUACAAGAAUCUUGUGCUUGUUUUGUAGUAUUUGUUGACAACCAUUUGUAGCAGGAUUUUUGUUUAAGAUGUUGCACUUUUUUUAUGCCCCUGGUAGGGUGGCAUAUAGCAGUUGAACUGUCAGUCAGUCAGUCAUUCUGUCCAAACCGUCCGUCUGAAAACUUUAACAUUGGCCAUAACUUUUGCAAUAUUGAAGAUAGCAACUUGAUAUUUGGCAUGCAUGUGUAUCUCAUGAAGCUGCGCAUUUGAGUGGUGUAAGGUCAAGGUCAUCCUUCAAGGUCAAAAGUAAGAAAAAACAAUCCAAGGGAAGUGAUAAGCUUUAAAAGGGAGAUAAUUUCUAAACCUGCCAAAUGAUAUGUUUAAAUUUUAUUUCAAAGCGGUGCAAAAGGGGGCAUUGUGUUUCUGACAAACACAUCUCUUGUUUUUAAUAAUGUAAUGGAUAUCAUCAGGUUGCACUGGAAUUGUUUAAAUCUGUUAAGAAUGAACAUUCUGUUUCAGUUUUUUCUAGAAAUUACAGUAUGAAUAAAAAUACUCUUAGCAAGGGCAUUCUUCACUUAACAUUCAUUUUGUUGUGUGAAUCAUUUAGACACAUCUGAUAUCACAAAUAAACUUAUGAGUUUAGUUGCAUGUAACACACAUUACGCAUGUGACAUCGUUGCCACUUUUGUCUCCUUUUUAUUUUCUUUGGCCAAAAGCGGACGGAUAUAGAAUUGGCAUUGUCCCUCCGUCUGGCCCUCCAUCAGUCCAUCUGUCAUUCUGUAACAAAACGUUUUAGAGCUUUAUCUCAGAAACUAUGUAAGAUAUCCACCUGAAACUUCAAAGGUGUAUAGAUAUCAAUGAGAAGUGCCGUGCACAAGAAUCAUAUCCCUACACUUUCUUUAAUAUUAAAGAGUUAUUCCCCUUUGUUAGUUUUUUUGUAUGAUGAAACUUGUCAGGGCUAUAUCUCAGAUACCAUGCAAGAUUUCAACAUGAAACUUUAUGGGUGUAUUGAUAUAAAUGAUGAGAAGUGCCAUGCUUAAGAACCAUAACUGUUCACUUUUUUAAAUAAGAGUUAUUGCCCUUUGUUGUUUUUGUAUGAUGGAACUUUUCAAGGCUUUAUCUCAGAUACGCUACAAGAUUUCAACAUGAAAAUUCAUGUGUUGGUAGAUAUCAAUGAGGAGAAUUGCAAUUGAUAAAAACACUUACCCUAUACUUAAUAAUCACCUAUUAAUUAUUACUCUACACUUAAUGAUUAUACUGUAUAAUUACCCUAUACUUAAUUAUUACCCUACACUUAAUGAUUAUACUGUAUAUCAAGGGAUUUGCACGGAUCCAUAAACAAAGUUUAUUUGGUGAGGUAUAUCAAUUCAACAAAUUUUCCUGUCUUAAUUAUUUAUCUAUCUAUCGAUACUGCCUAACUCCCCUUGCAGGUAUUAUUGACAAGGAUUAUAUUCCUUAUCAUCUUUUCAUUCAGUCAGGAAAUGAAAUGCAUUAAGAUACAUUUGUGAAAAAUAAAAAGUCGUCUGCCUGCCAUUCAUGGGAAUUGAAAUGUAAAUAAGGAUGAUAAUGUGUUCUAAUUAUGAAACAUUGAAGCAUUUCAUGGCAUUGGUCAUUAUUGGUGUGAUUGUUAGAACGUGUUUGUUAAAUGUGCAAAAUUCUUGCUAUGGAAGUUAUUGUGGAAUUUAUUUGAGUGAGUAAACAUUGUGGAAAAUGUUUGGAAAAUGUUUGAGUGAAAAGCUUUUGGUGUGUGUUUUGCAUUUGUUUGUUUGAAAGAAAAAUUCUGUUAAAUAAUUUGAAGUUUUAAAGAUUUAUACCCCCCCCCCCCCCCCCUUAAAACAACUACAAUCAUAUACUGAUUCUCGAACAAAGAUACUGAUUCUCGAACAAAGAAGAGUUCGUGAAAACAUGACAAAUUUUUACAGAAUUUGUAACAGAAAGGCAGUCAGAAGUACACAUGGUCAUUGAAAAAUCCUUCAUUGCAAUAUCAACCAGUUUUUAACUGUUGAUUCAUAAGAUAGGCGUUUUCAGUAAAAUGGAAGAUUUUAGCAAAAUCGAUUCAAACACUAAAAUAUUAUCUACAUUCAAACAUGUUUCUAUGGUUGCGCAGUAUACAAAUAAUGCAUAUAAUUGUAAAUGAACUACAAGGCAUUGUUAAAUAAAAGUUUAUAGACGGUAGAUAAACAUGUUCUAGUUGUGAAUGAGUUAACAUCAUACAGUAAAGAAUGCAUGAAUGGCAUAGUUUCUUAUAAAACCAAUUUUUUGUAUGAUAUUUUGUGAACAUGUUUUCAAUUAUUAUUUAUGGAAUGAUUUUUUGUGACAGUUUUUUUUUAUCUGUGCAUGAUUUGCUUAAUGUGCAUUGAUAUUUUAUUUGUGAUACUAGUAAUUAAGAUUUUACAAUACUUGUUUUUAUUGUUUCAAGAUUCUAUUCAGAUUUUGCUUUGAAAUAGGCCUUGUGAUAAUUGCAUUCAAAUAAUUGCCACUGACAAGAAAUUUUAAUUUUGGAAGAUGACUGAAUUAGAAAAUAUCAACACUUCUUUUACCGGUAAUUGUCCCUGAACAUCAAUAUACUCUAUAUAAUCCUAUAUAUCUAUAAACUUUAGUAGUACAGCAGCUUAAACUAAAGUCAAUAAAUUAUCAUUAUGAUGACACUAUUAAAAAUACCAGAAGUACACUAAUUCAGUAAAGAGUAGAUAGAAGUGUUAAUGGACAAUAAUAAUAUUAUGUACUCCAUUUCACAGAUAUGGCUGUUAUUUGUGACUGCAAAACUUGACUCUGUCUAAUGAUAGAUCGUAAGGCAACUUUAAGUUAGACUAAUUUUCGUUUCUUCAAAAAAAUAUUCUUUAUUUGAAGGACGUGAAGAAGAUACCAGCAAAAUUAACACGUUAAGAAAGUAUUCAGACGUAAUAAAAGAUUGAGAUACAAAGCAAUUAUUGAUGUUUUAAACAUGUAUCUUUAUUGCAAAUUGCUAUACACCAUUUAGUAAAAUGGUCCCAUGAUGAUUGUGUGUGUGUGCGUGUCUUUAUUUGUUUAAGAUAAGAUAAUUAGAUUUUUUUGUUUGUUUCAUAUUUAUGUUGCCUAAUGUACUAAUGAUACUGGUAUGUCGUAUCUUGAAUGUUUGAUUUGGCUUUCAAGUGAGCUUUAUUUGCAUGUUUGUUGACAAAACCCGAGCAUUUACUGUCAGAUUUGCAGGCUUCCUCAUAUAUUGUGAUAUUAAUACUUUUAUGUGAAUGGUGUAAUGUUUUAUUUAUCAAUAAAUAUAUGACCAUAUAAAAUACAAGUUAUUGAA
Molecule: messenger RNA, 4679 nt
Organism: Dreissena polymorpha
Lineage: Eukaryota; Metazoa; Mollusca; Bivalvia; Myida; Dreissenidae
Product: E3 ubiquitin-protein transferase MAEA-like
Exons: 10
Coding region: 58-1230 (390 amino acids)
Biological process (GO): proteasome-mediated ubiquitin-dependent protein catabolic process
Cellular component (GO): GID complex; cytoplasm; nucleus
Molecular function (GO): ubiquitin protein ligase activity; protein binding
Source: RefSeq, a predicted model, not a curated record